Messenger RNA from Rubroshorea leprosula, 1550 nucleotides. The record is from the annotation of a GenBank genome assembly. NCBI's taxonomy places the organism in Eukaryota, Viridiplantae, Streptophyta, Magnoliopsida, Malvales, Dipterocarpaceae.
ACUAAUUAUGCAAUGGCAUUAACAUCUCAAACAAACAAAUGCAAUGACAUUAACAUAACCACAAAUUUACUGCCAAUGAGACUUUUGGACCCACAAAGAAAACUUAACUUAGGAGUGAAAGCAUUUUCCCAUUAAUCACAGACACCGUACCUUUCUUUCAAUUCUCUAUCUACUCCAUUCCCUUCUGACUAUAUCUGUGUUUAAAAGAGAAGACAAUGGCAGACCCCAAACCAAGAAUACUUUCUUGGCGUCAAAGCUAGAAACACCAUCACCGAUACUCUACUUCAUAAUUUCAGAUAUGAGUUAUACAAACCAAUUACAUACGGAAAUUAAGCCACUGGAGCUUGACAUGUAUAAAUAUGUGGUCCUAGGUUAAGGCAGAUUGCAACCUAGCAACAAAGCAUCAUGGGAACUUACCAGAAACAGAUGAACACAAUUCUCUCAUUGGCAUUCUUCAUGAUUCUUGUUGGAAAUCCUGACACCCCUGUCUUUGGUUUUAUGGAGGAAGAACAGUCUGAAACCUCACUUCAUGAUAGCACGACUGACAGGUAACUCUUGUAUUCUAAAAUUAUACAGCAUGAUCAUGGAUAAUCCUGAAAGAUCAAUAAUUUUAUUAAACUCAAAAGUUUGCCUGCAAAACACCCAUUUUCAGAAGUUCCAAGUGUGCACCUUCUUCUUCCAGAAACAUCCAUAGAUGUUUUUAUUAGUUUUAGAUUCUGCAGAUAGAGACAUUCCAAUAUCUAGUAUUCUUGAUACAAAUGCUUGCCUGUUAUUCAGCUUUUAUGCAGAUGGUGAAGAUUGGUCAAUGGUGCAGAAGGACGGAAACCAGUUUGCAGUUAAUGGCCAGCCAUUCUACCUCAAUGGAUUCAAUACCUAUUGGCUGAUGGUAUUUUCUGCAGAUAAUUCUACAAGAGGGAAGGUCACUGAGGUAUUACAACAAGCAUCUUCCGUGGGACUAACCGUUUGCAGGACUUGGGCAUUCAAUGAUGGUCAAUGGCGAGCUCUUCAGAAAUCUCCAGGAGUUUAUGAUGAAGAUGUUUUCAAGGUACCAUAAAUUUUGCCAUAAAAACUUUCCAGUAGCACUCGGGUUUCAUGUCAUCAGAUAAUCUGGUUUCCUCCCCAAAUUUGCAGGGCUUGGAUUUUGUAGUGAGUGAAGCAAAGAAGUACAAGAUCAGGCUGAUUCUGUCAUUCGCCAACAACUGGGAUGCAUAUGGUGGAAAGCCACAAUAUGUGAAAUGGGGGAAGGACGCAGGACUUAAUUUAACCUCUGAUGAUGAUUUCUUCUCCCAUCCAACCCUUAGAGGCUACUACAAGGCCCAUGUCAAGGCAAUUUUCCUUUUCACUGUUCCAAUCCAUUCCAUUUUCCUGUGGAGAUCAGUUCUAUCUCAGCUCACUUUUGUGAAUAUUUUGGAAUUGCAGACAGUGCUAAACAGAGUCAAUACAUUCACAAACAUAACUUACAAGAAUGACCCAACAAUCUUUGCUUGGGAAUUGAUGAAUGAACCUCGAUGCACCUCAGACCCCACUGGUGAUAAAUUGCAGGUUUGAUU